Thermothielavioides terrestris NRRL 8126 is the source of this 1161-nucleotide messenger RNA. RefSeq lists its product as uncharacterized. Bases 165 to 851 code for a protein of 228 amino acids. NCBI's taxonomy places the organism in Eukaryota, Fungi, Ascomycota, Sordariomycetes, Sordariales, Chaetomiaceae. The transcript is spliced from 2 exons. The record is from RefSeq and is a predicted model, not a curated record.
UGCCCAUGUUGGGGCUGAGACCCGAAGACGCGGUGUUGACAGCCCAACGAAAGUGAACCCCCGGGACCAUUCAAAAGUCGAGUCCCGCGUCUCUUGUGGAAUCUUGGAGACUGCUCCUCACCACCAAACUCAGCUCAACCAGGACUCCAGCACCCGCCGCCACCAUGUCGGCCCCUUAUGUCGUCGGGGAGGCGUCCCCGUUCCUCAAGCGAGUGCUCAUCCCCUUCUGGAUCGUCCGCAUUCUCCUCAUGAUCCUCCUAAUCGGCCUGUACCUCUUCGUCAUUGUCGGGCUCCACGCCUUCAAAGACGAUAUCCACAAACUCGAAGUUCAGUACAAUACCCACCUCGACUACAAAGCGGUUUAUAUCGUCUCGUCCGUCAUCAUUGCGCUUGUUUCCUUCUCUUUAUUAGGCGAUGUCGUUUGUAUCGUCAAACGGGCGCGCCGCACGCUGUCGCCGCCGUUUUUUCUCUGGGUCAAUGUGAUCCAGUCCACGUUCUUCGUGGCGUACAUAAUACUCAGCUUCGUCGGGCCCCGUAACGGGGCUAUAUCCAUCGCCAUCGGUGUCGUCGUCCUCCUCUCCUUCCUCGGCUUGCUCAUCUACGCGGGCGUCGUCUACCACCAGUACCGCACGGGCGCCCUCGGCUACCAGCGCACGAGCGACCCGGAGACGCGCAACCUCGUCCCCAAGCAGCUCCACCCGCAGCCGUACGCCCACAACUACCCCCGGACGGACUACUACGACCAGCACGCCGCGGCCGAGACGCAGGCAUACAGCGGCCAAGGCUACGCGGCCGAGAAGAAGGAGCACCCGCUGACGGAGGAGCGCGAGGUGCACGACGGUCAGCGCUGAGGAGGGGAUGUGGUGGUGUCACGGUGCUGAGGCGGAGGUUUGGCUUGAAUUGGUGCGUGGCUAGCUAUUAGUAUGGCUGUUUGGGACAUGAAAUGGAUCUUUGGCGUUGGCCCAGGUUGUGGUCAAGGGAACAAUGUAGUGUCUUCAUGACCCCCGAAAAAAGGCAGCUGUGCAGAUACUUGGGGCCCUCCGUUCGUACAAGCGGCUUCAUCAUAACGAGUCUACGCUAUAACCACUAUCUGUUCGGUUUAAUUCACAAACCUCAGCAUUAAUCAUGAGUUGUCGUGAGACGCAACCACACAGUGUGGUG